AUGACUUUGGUCCAUAUUGUUCUCUUCAAGUUUCGGUCUGAGAUAACCGAGGAACAUAAACGAAAAUUCGUCACCGAGCUUAAAAAGUUGAAGAACUUAUCUUGUGUGAAAGGAGGGCGGUUGCUGGUCGGGGGACCUAGUGUCACCGACCCAAUUGAUCGCAGCAAAGGAUUUCAGAUCUCUCUGGUCAGCUUCCACGAAAAUUUAGCAGCUCUGUCGGAAUACCAGGCAAGCCCAGAGCAUCACCAUGUCACCUCCACCUACAUGUUCCCUUACAAGGAGGACCUUAUGCGAUUUGACUUUGAGGUGGAUGGCGAAGACGAGUAUAUAUGUCGUUGUUGA
Molecule: messenger RNA, 342 nt
Organism: Penicillium malachiteum
Lineage: Eukaryota; Fungi; Ascomycota; Eurotiomycetes; Eurotiales; Aspergillaceae
Product: Dabb family protein
Exons: 3
Coding region: 1-342 (113 amino acids)
Source: RefSeq, a predicted model, not a curated record